AAUCCUAUAACACUCUCAUUCUCAUCAUAUCAUUCUUCAAUCUAUAUAACCCAUUCUUAAUUAUACUCAACACACAUUAUAUUUUUCUGAUCAUAUCAUUCUUUCAGUCCAUCUAUAUAACCAAUUCUUGAUUUAUACUUAAAACACACAUUAUACAUCUUUCUCAUCAUAGUUUGUAUCAAUUUCCUAGAGUAAACUACCUAAAGGAAAAAAAAAAUCUAUUUUGGGAAUCAUAUACUAAAAAUGGAAGGAAGAGAUAUGUUAAGUUGGGAGCAAAAGACAUUGCUAAGCGAGCUUAUCAAUGGAUUUGAUGCGGCCAAAAAGCUUCAGGCACGACUUAGAGAAGCUCCGUCGCCGUCGUCAUCAUUUUCAUCACCGGCGACGGCUGUUGCUGAGACUAACGAGAUUCUGGUGAAGCAGAUAGUUUCUUCCUACGAGAGAUCUCUUCUUCUGCUAAACUGGUCAUCCUCACCGAGCGUACAACUUAUUCCGACGCCGGUUACUGUAGUCCCGGUGGCAAAUCCCGGCAGUGUUCCAGAAUCUCCGGCAUCGAUAAACGGAAGUCCGAGAAGUGAAGAGUUUGCCGAUGGAGGAGGUUCUAGCGAGAGUCAUCAUCGCCAAGAUUACAUUUUCAAUUCAAAGAAAAGAAAGAUGUUACCAAAGUGGUCAGAAAAAGUGAGAAUAAGCCCAGAGAGAGGCUUAGAAGGACCUCAAGAUGAUGUCUUUAGCUGGAGAAAAUAUGGUCAAAAAGACAUUUUAGGCGCCAAAUUCCCAAGGAGUUAUUACAGAUGCACACAUCGUAGCACACAAAACUGUUGGGCAACGAAACAAGUCCAGAGAUCAGACGGGGAUGCUACGGUUUUCGAAGUGACGUACAGAGGAACACACACUUGUUCGCAGGCGAUCACAAGAACACCACCAUUAGCCUCGCCGGAGAAGCGACAAGACACCAGAGUCAAACCAGCCAUUACCCAAAAGCCAAAGGAUAUUCUCGAGAGUCUUAAAUCCAACUUAACCGUUCGAACCGAUGGGCUUGAUGAUGGUAAAGACGUUUUCUCGUUCCCUGAUACGCCGCCGUUUUACAAUUACGGAACUAUCAACGGCGAGUUCGGCCACGUGGAGAGUUCUCCGAUCUUCGACGUUGUUGACUGGUUCAAUCCAACGGUCGAGAUUGACACAACUUUCCCCGCGUUUUUACACGAGUCGAUUUAUUAUUAAUUAAAAUUUGUAACAGAGAAAUAGAUAGUAACUAGUAAGUAAUGAUCAGCGAGAGUUAAAACAUAAAAGUACUUAGAGUAAUCUAACGAUGCAUAAUAAGGAAUGUUCAACAGGACUUGAACAUGAUUUCAAUACUAAGAGAGAUUUAUCUAGCUACUGGUAGUAGCCGCAGACUUCUUGUUGUAAGCUUCCACUUCCUUUUUGUAUGCUUCCAUCAGUUUUGCGGCCUUUCCGUUGUAAACUUGCUUCUCUUCUUCACUCAAUUCCUGCAAAGACGUAUUCGCACAGAUAGAUUA
Molecule: messenger RNA, 1514 nt
Organism: Arabidopsis thaliana (thale cress)
Lineage: Eukaryota; Viridiplantae; Streptophyta; Magnoliopsida; Brassicales; Brassicaceae
Gene: WRKY53
Product: WRKY family transcription factor
Exons: 2
Coding region: 244-1218 (324 amino acids)
Biological process (GO): regulation of transcription by RNA polymerase II; response to stress; regulation of DNA-templated transcription
Cellular component (GO): nucleus
Molecular function (GO): DNA-binding transcription factor activity; sequence-specific DNA binding
Source: RefSeq, marked reviewed